Molecule: messenger RNA, 2863 nt
Organism: Drosophila mojavensis
Lineage: Eukaryota; Metazoa; Arthropoda; Insecta; Diptera; Drosophilidae
Product: ADP-dependent glucokinase
Exons: 5
Coding region: 269-1771 (500 amino acids)
Biological process (GO): glucose metabolic process
Cellular component (GO): endoplasmic reticulum
Molecular function (GO): ADP-specific glucokinase activity
Source: RefSeq, a predicted model, not a curated record
UAUCCUUAGUCUCGAUUUUGCCUGUCGGCAAAUGGGAGUUGUGACGUUAUCUUUUAUUAAAAAACCUAGCUCAAAUUGAAAACAGUUCAUAGCAAAUUUGAUUUGAUAAGACUCGCUAUAGAGCAGGAAACUUCCGCAGCAGCCACAUAAGCAAAUUCACGUAACGUCUUAAACAAACGCCGAAGCCGGAGCUGAGGCCGGCGUGCAAAGAGCAAACACAACAACAAAUACAACUCAGACAGAAACACUUAUUGACUGCCCACGGACAAUGGGCGCUCUGCGAUACAUGGGCUGGAUAACCGGUUGCUCGGUCUUCACGGCACUACUCUCAAUCAUCUGGCAGGCAUUUCUCACCCUGCAGGCGCUGAACAGAACAACCGUACUUCUCACCGGUCUCCUGGCCAUCGAGGGCGGCGUCAAGAAAUCCACCGAUGAGCCGGCACCCAAAGUAGCCGUAGGCUAUGGCGCCUGCACGGAUCUGCAAAUAAAUGCCACCGAGUUUCUGGAGACCUUCUACAAAAUGCGUGUGCCUGAGCUAAGCACCGACUUCGCGGCGAAGAAUGUGAAAAAUGAAAAUGAGUUUCUUCAAUCAUUCGCCUACUACUUCAAGAACGGGGCCGCAGCUGAGCGCGUCAUAUCCAACAGUACGCUGUUCAAACAACUGAUAACCAAUGCCAAAAUAAUGGACAAAGAGCGCAUUCAGUGGUAUAUGGGAGGCAACGCCCCAUUGAUGGCAGUGCGCUUUGUCAUAGAGGGAGCGGAUGUGCUUCUAGGCGCGCAUAUGUCGAAGAAAUUGCGACCUUUGCUGCCCAAGGAGAUUCGUCUGGCAGGUGAUGAGAUACCCGAUGAUGAUAUACAUCUUAUUCUGGAGUAUAAGGCCGGUGAUAAAUGGGGUCCAUAUGAGGCACCUCGUGCCAAUCGUUAUAUAUUGCAUAACGAUAAGAACAAUCCGCAUUUGAGAGCGGUGGAGCACCUGACGGACGCACUAAAGAAAUAUAAUCCGCAGCUGCUGGUGGUCAGCGGUCUGCAAAUGAUGGACAUGUUCAAGUUCAGUCCAGGUGUGCGUGAGGCACGCUUGCGCCAGGUGCAAUCACAGCUGACAAGCCAGCCGCCAGGCACGUUGCAACAUUUCGAGCUCGCCAGCUACGUGGAGUUGGAGCUGCUGCAUCAGCUCCGGCAGUAUGUGCUGCCGUAUGUGGACUCCUUGGGCAUGAACGAACAGGAGUUGUCCAACCUGCGACAGGUGCUGGAGAAUGGACGCACCACACUGGCCACCGACUGGAAUCCACGCAUUGCCAACACCCUGGACCAAAUGCGUCAGGUGUUCAUCAAUCUGCUGGAGGAUUACAAUGUGCGGCACAAGUCCGAUCCACACAGGCGCAUGUUGUCCAGAAUGCACGUGCACACUCUGGCCUACCAGGCCAUACUGACCGUAGCCAACUCGAAGUGGAAAAAUACAAGGGCUGCAGCCGCUAAGGCUGCACUGACGGCUCAUCGUUACGUCUGCAAAUCCCAAUUUAUCAAUCCAGAGGCGGUGACUCUUGUUUUGGACGACAGCUUCGCCACAUCAGCUCAAGAGCAAGCGCCUCGAAUGCGCAUCAGCGCUGCCAAUCCUGUGCCUUGCUGGCAGGAGUUUAUACAGUAUGGUGUGGAUCUGCAAAAAAUCGAAGUGGAGAUAUGCGUGGCGCCAGUGCUGAUAUGCCGAGUGGCCAAAAAGACAGCGGGAGCUGGAGAUAAUAUAUCUGCCUCCGGACUAGUGGUCCAAUUGUGAGGAACUCAAAAGAACUACAAAAAAACACAUAAAGCAAAAAAAGGAAAUAUGAAUUGUGAAGCAAUAACGAUGACAACGAUCAUGUUUGGACCGGCAAGACUGCUUAGUAUUUACACGAAAUGCAAAAGACUCAACAUAGCAAACCCUCAAAUUGAAUCCUCGACAAAGCAACUAACCCAAUCUCAAGAACAUUCCCUGUUGAAAGCUGUUUAUAGACAGCAUGUUUAGCACCUUAGUGACCUUAGAAACGCGUUACCUUCAGUAAAAUUACGGACGCCGGCAAAUCCUUAAGAAUUGCGGAACGGAACAACGAUAGAGUUGGCUCACGGCCUUAGUACUACAUAUCUAGAAGAUGAGAUUAUGUAUAACAGAACAAAAACUUGAAAUUCAGCUGUUGAAGCACUCGAGUCUUAGCUAAGAUCUAUAUCAAAUCUCUGGAUACACUCACUCUUAAUUAUUUAAUGUGUUCAAAAUUAUUCCUAAAGUGCAUAGCAAUGCAACCUAGUCUAAGUUUAUUAGUUUGUCGUCGUAUUAUUAUUUUUCGGUAUUAUAUCGAUGUAAACCAUUCCUACUUACAAUUUGUUUUGCGCACUUGGUUUUAGGCUAAAAUGACAAUGUAUUCAUAAAUACGUGUAUAAUACAAAUUUCUGUUGAAAUCUAAUCAAUAUCGUUUGAGAUUUCCUUCAGUCUUUUUCAAGCAUAGACAAAAACUACAUAAUAUAUAAACUUCGGUUAACAGGGUAUAAAACAUUUCGUAUACAAUUCCUAUUUUCGCUAGGCGCGCAUAAACGGGGAAGUCGAAUUAGUGCGAUAAAAGUGUUCACGACUAUCGAUGAAUCGAUUGAUCGAUACUACUAAUUCGAGAAGUUUCGUGACCAUUCUCUGUCGACGUCGACGUCGCCGCUACAGUUUUCAUUACGCUGAAAAAACGUGUCGGUCGCGGUACAAAAAAGUUGUGAGCGUUUAUACAUUGUUAAAAUAAGUAUAAAUCGUCUACAUAUAAAAGAAAUCUGCAAAUAUUUGCUGAGAAUAAAACAGAGAAACAGUCGCCCUAUUAAUAUAAAAAAUAAAAAAUCGGAAAAGGAAUCUAGG